Messenger RNA from Linum tenue, 1652 nucleotides. NCBI's taxonomy places the organism in Eukaryota, Viridiplantae, Streptophyta, Magnoliopsida, Malpighiales, Linaceae. The record is from the annotation of a GenBank genome assembly.
GUGCAAACGAUGCCGUCGCUUGUUUCUCGCGAUUAGGGCUUUUGAUUUUGCUGGCUUGGCGGAGGCGGCAGCAGCCCCCCGCCAUGAACAGAACAUCUCAGGUUUAGCUCAAGGAAUUUAGCGGCCGGCGUUGUUUGGGAGGAGAAAAAGAACUAGGGCGAGAGAGAUGGGGAAUCCGAAGCAGAAGUGGACGGCGGAGGAAGAAGAGGCUCUGCGAGCUGGGAUAGCCAAACACGGCACAGGUAAGUGGAAGAACAUUCAGCAAGACCCGGAGUUCAACCCCCACCUCUCCACUCGCUCCAACAUCGAUCUCAAGGAUAAAUGGCGGAAUAUGAGCGUCGGCUCCGGCGAGAAAUCGCGGACGCCGAAACCCAAAGUCGCUGCCUCCGAUGCUGUCGUGGCUGCAGCUCCGUUGCCCAUUGCUCAAGCUCCCGCUCCCACCCCAGCUGCUGCUCCAGCUCCAGCUCCUGUUCCUGCUCUUGUUCCUGCUCCUGCUGCUGUUGCCCCUCCUAAGGCAGAAGUAACCAUGGAGGAAGCUGCCAAACCAAUUAUUGUACCUGAUGUGAAAAUUGCCUCCAAGUAUGAUCCAAUGAUAUUUGAAGCAAUUACGGCCUUGACUCGAGUUGAGACAAAUGUUGUUGAUAUCAGUGCAAUUAUCAGCUUCAUCGAGCAAAGGCAAGAGUUACCACAAAAUGGUAGGAAGCAAGUAACUUCUAGGUUGAGGCGCUUGGUUCAAAAGGAAAAACUUGAAAAGAUUCAAAAUUCCUAUAGGUUUAAGGAAAGUAACCCAGCUACAGCUCCUGUUAUGAAAGCACCUUCUCCGAAGAAGGAAGCUCAGCCUAAACAGUUGCAGAGCACUGAUUCGGUUACCUCAGAUGAUACAGUGGAAGAAGCAGCAGUGUCUGCUGCCUACAGAAUCGCCGAAGCAGAGAACAAAUCCUUCGUUGCUGCUGAAGCUGUGAAGGAAGUGGAAAGGAUUUUGAAAAUUGCUGAAGACACAGAAUCAAUACUGCAACUUGCCAACCAGAUAUUUGAGAAAUGUUCACAGGGGGAGAUUGUAAUCUUAUCAUGUGAUGCGAGUUGAACGCCAGGGGAAACUGAACGGAAACUGAACGUUCUCGUACUAAGGUGCAUUGUAAAUACUGUGUGUAAUUUCAGUAGAGAGGCUCAUCAGGGCUAAAUUUUGUGACCGAUUCUCUAGUCUAGUCUAGUAUAUAUAAACGUAUUCUUUCCCCUAUAUAAUGCUCUGCUGUUCAUGCAGCAAACCAUUUGAUUAAGCUUUCCUGAAGUUGGGACCCGAACCAAGUGGAAUUCCUUACUGCAAUCGUGUUAUCGUUAGUUCAAAAAUCAAUUAAUUUGAGCUUCCAUAUAUCUCAUUGAUAGGGCUAACUGUGAGAGUGAGACUGAGAGGGUUCUUUAAGCUAACUAAGAAUGCAGUCCACUAAACCUAACCGGUGGAAUUUAUCGGUGGUUUGGUUUUUAGUAUUGUUCUAGCUAGAUUGUUACCAUGCUUGCAAUGUUUUUAUUAUAUUGUUUUUUUUAACACAAAAAAUACAAAGGUUGUUUGAUUGAUUGAUGUGACAGAAACAAUUAAAAUGAAUAAUUGUACAAUCUAAAUUUUUAGCUGAAGCAGUCAGUAUUGCUUAAUUGUG